AUGCAGGUUCUCGGUUGGACCACAGUUCUCCUGUGCCAGUGGAUCCUACGGAAGGUCCAGGGGUUGGAGAAGCAGGUGGAGUUCUCACAACUGGGCCCAGCGGGGUCGGUGAUGAAGACUCUUCCGUAUGGCAUGGGUGGAGGCUCGGUUGGAGGAACAACAGGGGGAGUGGUUAAGCCUCCAUACCAAACACGUACCUUCUCCACCUCCAUUGACCAGACACCCAUGAAGUCCAAGCCCCCCACCUACAGUUUCUUUAACCCAUACGACUCGGCCCGGAACCAGUCCCUGCUCCUGGACCAGACAGGAUACCGCUCUAAGCGCAAGCCCUCUCUAAAGACAGCCAUGAAGACCAAGAAGAUCUUCGGCUGGGGAGACUUCUACUUCAACGUCAAGACCAUGAAGUUCAGCUUGUUGGUGACAGGGAAGAUUGUGGACCACAUCAAUGGGACAUUCACCGUUUACUUCCGCCACAACUCGUCCAGCCUGGGGAACGUGUCGGUCAGUAUCGUGCCACCGACCAAAGUGGUGGAGUUUGAGGUGCUCCAGCAUCUGCACCCCUACACCCAUCCGGACGUCCAGAUCCAGGAGACCAAGCAGUCCACCGUCAACCCGAAAGAGACAAAGACCUUUAACUGUCGGGUGGAGUACGAGAAAACCAACAGAUCCAAGAAGCCCAAACCCUGCCUGUACGACCCGUCUCAGACCUGCUUCACGGAGCACACCCAGUCCCACGCUGCCUGGCUCUGUGCCAAACCCUUCAAGGUGAUCUGCAUCUUCAUCUCCUUCUUCAGCAUCGAUUACAAGCUGGUUCAAAAAGUGUGUCCGGACUACAACUUCCAAAGUGAGCACCCUUACUUAGGAUAA
Molecule: messenger RNA, 867 nt
Organism: Anoplopoma fimbria (sablefish)
Lineage: Eukaryota; Metazoa; Chordata; Actinopteri; Perciformes; Anoplopomatidae
Product: neurexophilin-2
Exons: 2
Coding region: 1-867 (288 amino acids)
Molecular function (GO): signaling receptor binding
Source: RefSeq, a predicted model, not a curated record